AUGCGUGUAGGGACUCUCCCAAGCCGUGAGAUAAAUUUUUCCAAUUUAUCCCCGCCGCCGGGACCCGGCUUCGCCCUUUGGUUGACGGCAGCUGUCCGCGCUGGAAGUUCAGAGACUGUCCGAGCUUAUCAAGACCAGGAUAUCUUUAACAUGCCAUACACUGAUCAUGAUGUAGGGGUCCAGGCUAGACGCAUGGACCACUUGAGACGGACAGAAAAGCAGUCUGUUGACGAUAUUUCCCGGGUAGUAUCUAUCAAAAAACUGUUUCACUGCCACGUAGAUUCAUUUAAUCAUUUCGUCAACUCAGGAUUAAGUGAUAUUGUGCGUGGUGUGGAGAGUCAACAUAUUUCAGUAGGACCUGGAUCGCGACAGGUCGAUAUAUGGUUGGAAGACUUGAAGAUUGAAUCGCUGAGGAGCAAAGUGAGUGCUGUGGCAACGUCGUCUUCACAAACACCUAGAUCGUGCCGUGAGGUGGGCGAAACGUACAAGACAUCGAUGUCAGUAUCAUAUUGCUGGCGAUUACAGGGUAACGAUGCUAUGCAACGACGCGUUGUGCAGCUUGGUCAGUGUCCUGUGAUGGUACAGUCAAACGUGUGCUCACUUGCCCGGCUCUGCCCAGCAGAGUUGGUAGCGUUUGGUGAAGAAGCAAAUGAGGCUGGAGGAUAUUUCAUCAUAAAUGGCAUUGAGCGAAUGAUUCGUAUGAUCAUAAUGCAAAGAAGGCAUCAUAUUCUUGGACUUCGUAGACGAGCCUUCCUGAAACGUUCACCACUUUUCACCGAGUACGCGACUGUUAUGCGAUGCGUGAGCAACGAUGAGCACUCUUCUACAAUUCGCUUACAUUAUAUGCGCAAUGGUUCGUUAAAAGUUGCUUUCCAACAUCGUAGAGAGGAAUUCUUUAUCCCAGCUGGCUUAGUCCUACGCUCACUUGUGGCCUGUUCAGAUGCUGAGCUGCAUGAACGAGCAUGUAUGGAACUACUAGGUACUAGCAGUCAUGAGGAGACUUUCGUGAAGGAACGCCUUGCCAUUAUUCAGGAAGAAUGUCAAUCGCUUUAUAUAUUUACACAAAUUAGUGCGCUAUCGUACUUGGGACAGCAUUUCCGCACUCUCCUAGAAGCUUCCGCAAGUGAAAGUGAUGCUGCUGUCGGGGAACGCUUCUUGCGUGAUACUAUUUUUAUUCAUCUGUCUCGCAAUGGAGACAAACUCUCGUUGUUACUGCUCAUGAUGAAUAAAUUACUCACGCUCGUUACCGGAGGCUGUGGACCGGACGAUCCUGAUUCACUCGUGAAUCAAGAGGUUUUGCUUCCUGGCCUCCUUCUCCAGAAAAUUGUUCGUGAAAAGAUACAGAUAUCUUUCCAGAAGGUGCUCACUCAAAUAAGGGGUUUGGACUGUCGAAUCAACGAGGACAUAGGUCGAGUCAUUGAUGAGACUGCGUCCUUAGAUAUUGGUAAAGCCCUUGAAUAUAUCCUGGCAACUGGUAACCUAGUCAGUCCAACAGGCUUGGGCCUGAGCCAGGCAAGCGGUUUCACAAUUGUUGCGGAGAAACUGAACUACUUCAGAUAUCUGUCUCAUUUUCGCUCGGUUCACAGGGGAGCAUAUUUUAUGGAACUACGAACGACGGCGGUUCGGAAGCUACUACCUGAAUCAUGGGGCUUCUUGUGUCCAGUUCAUACUCCAGACGGCUCACCCUGCGGUCUGUUGAACCAUCUCACAGAAAUGUGCGAGGUCGUCGUACCCGAUAAAGAUCCGCUAGUCCGUUCAGAACGACUGGAUCUUAUCAAGUCAAAGCUAGCCUGGGCUUUGGUAGAUGCAGAGCAUAGAAGUAGAUUCCAUCAUAGUGUGCCUGUCAUCGUUGAAGGAGUUCACAUGGGCUACAUUUCAAUUGCUGACGUUGAGCGAGCCGUGGCCGCUCUGAGAGAAGCGAAAACUGGAUCCCAGCUCUCGCUUCAAAUGACAGAAAUUUGUCAUAUCCCCGUACACGGUGAGCAUGGUUUGUUUCCGGGCCUGUAUAUUUUCUAUGGUCCCUCAAGGCUAAUGAGGCCGGUGCAGCAAGUGCAUACUGGCAAAAUUGAACUCGUUGGGACGUUGGAACAAUCUUUUCUAUCAAUUUGCUCGCUCAGAAAAGAAAUGAAUGAUAUCUUCACGCAUUCAGAACUGAAGAUGACUUCUGCAUUGAGUUGUAUUGCAAGCCUGACUCCAUGGUCAGACUUCAAUCAGAGUCCUCGCAACAUGUAUCAGUGUCAGAUGGCUAAACAAACCAUGGGGACGCCCAUGCAUAGUAUUUGCUUUCGGAGUGACACUAAGCUUUAUCGAUUGCACACUCCACAGCGCCCAGUAGCGCUUACUUAUACGUACGACAAGUACGCUCUGGACAAUUAUGCACUUGGUACAAACGCUGUUGUUGCAGUCCUGGCAUAUACAGGGUAUGAUAUGGAAGAUGCUAUGAUAUUGAACAAGGGCUCACUUACUCGCGGCUUUGCACACGCAACGCUGUAUAAAACUAUCGUCGAGACUGCCUCAAAGCACGAGUUAAUCGGUAUGAACGCUUCGCAAUCACGCACCAAUGAGCACAUCGACAGUUUCGGUACAGUCGAUGUCGGUUCCGUUGCGUCACCCGGAUCCACAGUGCUGAGGGUGAAUAAUGGCGAAGGGUUGACGAAAUCUCGACAAAUACGUAUAAAGGGCACAGAUCCGGCCGUUGUCGAUCGUGUUGUGUUGACUUCUACAACUCAAAAGGGAAAUCAGAAUGUUAAACGUGCAGCAAUAACUUUUCGGUAUGAUCGGAAUCCAGUCAUAGGUGAUAAGUUCAGCAGUCGGCACGGGCAGAAAGGUGUCCUUAGUUUCCUAUGGCCCGAGGAAGACAUGCCUUUUUGCGAACGGACAGGUGUUCGCCCCGAUGUCAUCAUUAAUCCACAUGCCUUUCCCUCCCGCAUGACAAUUGGCAUGCUAGUUGAAAGUUUGGCUUCGAAAGCUGGAGCCAUGGCUGCCGUAUUCGCUGAUGCAACACCGUUUAAACGGGAUAAAAAGUACUCUUCUCCAGCAGAGCGGUAUGGUAGCUUGUUACGAGAGCAUGGUUAUAACUUUUGUGGUAACGAGUCUAUGAUCAACGGUUACACUGGGGAGAGCUUCAGCGUUGAUAUUUUCAUUGGCAUUGUGUACUAUCAACGUCUUCGUCACAUGGUGAGUGAUAAGUUCCAAGUGCGCUCCACUGGACCAAAUAAUCCGCUUACAAAGCAGCCCAUCAAAGGAAGAAAAUCUGGUGGUGGGAUUCGAUUUGGGGAAAUGGAGCGCGACUCACUUCUCGCUCAUGGCGCUGCAUACUUGCUGCGUGAUCGACUGAAUAUGUGUUCAGACAAUCAAGAUACUUGGGUGUGCAAGGUGUGCGGUAGUUUACUCGCCCCACUUACCAUGUGUAUGGCAACAAGUUGCGGUGAAAAGUAUGCAUCGCAAAGAACGAGAUGCAGAGUUUGCGAGUCUAAUACCUCUGUUGAGAUAGUUUCUGUUCCGCACGUUUUCAUCUAUCUUGCAACUGAGCUCGCCGCAAUGAACAUAUCGAUACAACUGAAAGCCCGUUGA
Messenger RNA from Ostreococcus tauri, 3573 nucleotides. RefSeq names its product RNA polymerase, beta subunit, conserved site. Gene Ontology annotation, biological process: DNA-templated transcription. The coding region runs from base 1 to 3573 and encodes 1190 amino acids. Gene Ontology annotation, cellular component: nucleus; RNA polymerase I complex. The transcript is spliced from 3 exons. NCBI's taxonomy places the organism in Eukaryota, Viridiplantae, Chlorophyta, Mamiellophyceae, Mamiellales, Bathycoccaceae. Gene Ontology annotation, molecular function: ribonucleoside binding; DNA binding; DNA-directed RNA polymerase activity. The record is from RefSeq and is a predicted model, not a curated record.